AUGGCCGAAGUCACCACCAAAAAUGGCGCUGUCGCCAUCAUAAUCGCCGUCUUCAUCAGCAUAGCCUUCUACAACGUCCUCGAACUCAACGCCUACAUCUUCAGCAGCUUCAAGAAACGAAGCGGUUUAUACUUUUGGAGUUUCGUCAUUGCAACAUGGGGCAUUGCGUUCAAUGGCACGGGAUACCUCAUCCUGCAUCUCUCCCUGUCUGAGGCUCGGUACCUGUACUCUACACUUAUCCUCAUCGGAUGGUGUACCAUGAUUACGGGACAGUCUGUUGUGCUGUACUCGAGAUUACAUAUUGUUAUGCAUAAUCAGCGACGGUUGAGGAUGGUCUUGAUUAUGAUCAUUGUUAAUGCUGUUUGGUUGCAUGUUCCUGUUAUUAUCCUGGUUUACGGGAUUGGGUCUUCCAAUCCGACACCUUUUCAGAAACCUUAUGAGGUCUUUGAGAAGAUUCAGCUCAGUAUUUUCUUUGUUCAAGAGCUUAUCAUCUCGGGCUUUUACGUCUGGGAGACUACCAAGCGUUUACGUCUGGAGAAGAGUAUCGGCAACACCAAGACAAAGAUGGUGCUCAACCAUUUGAUCAUCGUCAACGUCCUCGUUAUCCUCCUCGACGUCUCUAUUCUCGCUCUCGAAUUCGCAAACCUGUUCGACAUCCAAACUGCCUGGAAGCCAUUGGUCUACAGCGUCAAGCUCAAGCUCGAAUUCAGUAUCCUCAAUCGUCUCGUCGAACUUACACGAGGCCGAAACGAGAGUUCUUACGGACGGAGUCAUGGCGCGACGCAGCAUGCUGAUGACAUUGGUCUGGAGACCAUGAAUCGGAAUGGAAAGAAGCAGUUCACGGGUGCUCAAGGCACUAUAACGGGCGACUACGAAGUUCGUGUCGGGAAGGGUGAUGAUAGUCAUCGCGUGUAUGGCAAUGAGACGGAUUUGAUCAAAACGACCGAAAUUACAGUUCAUAGCGAAAGAUAUCCUGAUCAUGGGAGAGGGAGCGAGGAGGGUGGGUCACCUCAGGGCAUACAGCAUCUGCCGAGGGGUAGUGCGUCUUCUGCGUCUUCGGAGGUUCAAUUUGCGAAAUAUGGUACUUGA
Messenger RNA from Fusarium coffeatum, 1089 nucleotides. RefSeq lists its product as uncharacterized. The transcript has a single exon. NCBI's taxonomy places the organism in Eukaryota, Fungi, Ascomycota, Sordariomycetes, Hypocreales, Nectriaceae. The coding region runs from base 1 to 1089 and encodes 362 amino acids. The record is from RefSeq and is a predicted model, not a curated record.